AAACAGAACGACCAAGAUUCUGCCAUCCCAUCUAAUUGUGGAAAGUCUUCGCAGAAGCCCACCUUGCCGGACUCUGAUAGACACUCGCUAGGACGCUGUGUCAAUCUAGGUAUAAAAGGCUUAUUGCAUCGCGAAGCCCAUCAUCCUGAUCCCCCACCAUCGCCUUGUUAUCUACAUAUAUACCAAGCAACACACUUUUGGAACGGCAGACAGGCAUUACAUCAUCAUCUUUUGCCAACAACCGCGCCUACUAGUUGCAGUACCAACUGGAUCCCGGGCUUAAGAUGCCGCCAUCACCAUCUGUCACGUCAGCCAAGUUUCUAACAAGUCAGCCUUAUUCCUAACGCAUAAGAGCUUACGUGAUCCCCUUGGAGUUGAAGACAUCUGCCAUGUCUCCGCCAUUCCCAGUCAUAUAUCUCCUCUCAACACACCUCAACACCGAUAGGCUGCGCGCCCUCGAGGCGCAGAUAACAACAAUAACUUACAACGCUCAAGAAGCCGAGGUUGUGCUGGGGAACAUCAGCAAGAAGCAACGGGCCAUGUUCGAGCUCCGCCGCCUCGGUCUAUGGACCAGCGAAGUUCCCACGUCUAACGUCGCGACAGAGCCUCCCAAAAAAAGGCCGAGGCAUACAUCAUCAGCAAACAACAACGAUGAGGCCUGGUUGUUAGGCUCGCAGCCGGUGGGAACAGAUAAUCAGGGUAUCCGCGGCACUGUACCCGGCUCAGGCAAGGUGACUGUCGUGAAGCUUACGUGGUUUACCGAAUCCACCAAACUCGGACAAGUGUUGCCCUUUGGCGACCAUCUCCUCUACGAAGGAAUCAAACUCGCUGGGAGCUACGAAGUCAACGACCCCCGCUCCCCUCCUUCAAAUCUCCCACCUAUACCUCAGCGAUCCCGAUCGGGCGUUGUGGGAGCAUCGAGCCAGCAACCCACAGCCAAGACAUCGACAGCCACACAUCGCUCAUCCCAGGUACCGAGCCUUUUGCGCCAGAGCACCUCGGAACACGAGGCCGCUCGGCACAUGCCUACCAUGCCCGACUUCCUGCGCACUGUUUACUCGUGCCAGCGACCAACGCCCAUACAUCCUCCCAAUGAGGCCUUCAUAAACCAGCUCGCGAAGAUCAAGACCACACGGCUUCUAGCCGGUGACAGAAUUGGCGUCCGCGCGUAUUCCAGCGCAAUGGCCAGUCUUGCGGCAUACCCAUACGUCUUGGCAUCUCCUGAAGAGGUUGAUAGACUCCCUAACUGCGGCCCCAAAUUCGCCGUCUUGUUCCAGGAGUUCCAGCGCCAGGGAGGGGUCAUCAGAGAGGCUCAGGAGGCCGAGCUGGACCCGAAGCUCUCGGUCAUAAAGAAUUUCUACGAUGUGUGGGGAGUCGGAGAUGUUACUGCCAAGAAAUGGUACGACAAUGGUUGGAGGGACCUGGACGACGUCGUUGAAUACGGCUGGGAGACACUCACUCGGGACCAGCAGAUCGGCGUAAAGUUCUACGACGAGUUCCUGCUCAAGAUCCCACGCGAUGAGGUGGAGAAAAUAGCAGAUACCAUACUCGAACAUGCAAAUCGACUCAGGAACGGGUUUCAGAUGGUCAUCGUUGGUGGAUACCGCCGAGGCAACAAAGAGAGCGGCGACGUCGACAUCAUGCUCAGCCAUCCUGACGAGAACGCCACUCGCAACCUCGUGACCCAUCUUGUCGUUGCUCUCGAGGGCAGCAACUACAUCACGCACACACUCGUGCUGAGUACCAAGAACUCGGAGCGCGGGCAGGUCACGCUGAGCUGGAAGGGCGAGGUGAACAAGGUGCCCGGGUCCGGGUACUGCACGCUGGACAAGGCCCUGGUCGUCUGGCAAGACCCUAGCUGGGCGGCCGGCGGCAACAACACCGAGAAGAACCCGAACCCGCACCGGCGAGUCGACAUCGUCGUGACGCCCUGGAAAACGGCCGGCUGCGCGUUGCUGGGCUGGACCAGCGGCACGACGUUCCAGCGCGACCUGCGCAACUACUGCAAGCGCGAGCGUGGGCUCAAGUUCGACAGCAGCGGCAUCCGCAGCCGCACGAGCGGGCGCUGGCUCGACCUGGAGAGCGGCGAGGACGGCUCGCCGGCCCCGGACAUGCUGACGGCCGAGAAGAGGGUUUUUGCCGGUCUCGAGCUGGAGUGGCUCUCUCCGGAAGAGCGGUGCACUGGAUGAUGCAUAAACAGGUAGCUAACCAAGCGCGACUGUGAGAUACAGGUCUGAAAACUAUAUCGGCUGGCAAAGAAUAGCCCCUGAAGCACAUUUUCUCGGGACAAGAACCCCAGGCAGGGGAUACGAGAAAACACCAAGGGAUGCAGAUGACGAGGAGUAACGCGCAGAACACUAGCUUGGGAGCCUUGCAGCACUGAAAUAUGUUUUCGUCAUUUUAAUGGGAGUUUCUAGUCUAGCGUACUGGUACAGCGGCCGUUCUCCUCCUUGUCCCUCCCAUCACCGGCACAUCACACAACACCAUGAAAUGAUUACCUGGUCAUGGCCCAGCCGGUGUAGCCAGCCAUGACGAUGAGAGGGUAGGCGGUGAGGUAGUGGCCCAAGAUGCCGCUUCAAAUAAAUGGUCAGCGGGUUCUACCCCUAAUGUUUGCCGGCAUGGGCAGGCUGGCUGGCCAAAGAUGGGUCGACUUACGUUGUGCGUGCCUUGGGGCCGCCGGCGCUGUACAUCUUGGCGUAGAGCAGGCGGGAGAAGACCCAGGCGGCACCGAGAGAGGCGCUGGCGAGGGGAGUCCUCAGCCCCGAAAUGAGGAGGGCGCCGAGGAAGGAGGUGUGCUACGGGCGGUGAGAGAAAGGGUGUGUCAACAAGCUAUUUCCUCCUACAUAGGGGACACCAACACGCAACCCACCAUGAUAUUCUUGAUGAACAUGAAAUAAAAUAAAAAAAAGGCACUCACGUUCUCGGUAAAGUUUGCGUGGGCGCGCUGGGCGCAGUUGAACGCAUACGCGUUGGGGUCCUUGUCGGCGAGGGCCUUGUCGGCGUACGAGACGGGGUACGCGAGGCCCGACUUCUUGCGGGCGCUGACGGUGAACAAGCCGUGGAUGAAGCUGAGGAAGAAGGACGAGGACGCGACCAUGAGCACGUAGCCGUACUCGGCCGGCAGGUUGAGGCUGACGAUGCUUCCCGACAUGUUUGCGGUGGUGGGGUGGGAGGGACUGCGGUGAUGUUUUUGGUGAUUGAGUGUUGUGUCUUGUUAUUUUCGAAUUUGAAAGGAGUCCGAGCGAGCAAAAAGA
This is a messenger RNA of Gaeumannomyces tritici R3-111a-1, 3254 nucleotides long. Its product is annotated as DNA polymerase beta. The transcript has a single exon. Gene Ontology annotation, molecular function: DNA-directed DNA polymerase activity; DNA binding. Gene Ontology annotation, cellular component: nucleus. The record is from RefSeq and is a predicted model, not a curated record. Gene Ontology annotation, biological process: double-strand break repair via nonhomologous end joining. Bases 390 to 2189 code for a protein of 599 amino acids. NCBI's taxonomy places the organism in Eukaryota, Fungi, Ascomycota, Sordariomycetes, Magnaporthales, Magnaporthaceae.